UGGAGGAAAAAGUUGAGAAAAAGAAAGAACAGAAAGUGCCAGAAAAGAAGGCUGAGGCAAUAAAGAAAGUGGAGCCACAGAAGAAAACUGAGGAAAUCAUUGAGACAAAGACUGAGGAGAAACCACCAGAAAACAAAGUUGAACCAACAAAGAAAUUGGAGCCUCUUAAGCAAAUGGAAGAAAUAAUUGACAUAACUAAAGAUGAGGAAGUGCCACAAAAGAAGGCUGACCUCAUAAAUGAGCUAGAACCUGAUAAGAAAGAGGAGAAAAAAAUUGCGAAAAAAGUGGAUGAGAAACCAGUAGAAAAGAAGGUUGAACCUGCAAAGAAAGUGGAACCUGGAAAGAAAGAGGAGAAAAAAGUUGAGAAAAAAGAGGAAGAGAAACCAACACAAAAGAAGCCUGAGCCUAAGAAAGUGGAAACUGUAAAGAAGGUGGAAGAAAAAGUUGAGAAAAAGGAGGAGAAGCCAGCGGAAAAGAGGGUUGAGCCCAUUAAGAAAGUGGAGCCAGAGAAGAAAAAGGAACCAGAGAAAAAGCCUGAAUUGAAGAAGAUAAUUCAACAAGAAGAACCAAAACUGGAAGAGGAUAAAGCCAUUAAAAUAACUGAAUCAAAGAAAGUGGAAUCUGUCAAGAUUGAGGAAACAAAGGAUGUGAGAAGACAAUCCAUUGUCCAGACUGCAGAUGGGAAGGUAGAAGAGGAAGUUAAAGUUCAGUCCAGAAGAUCAUCGACGAUUGAGAAGAAAGUGACUGAAGAAAAGAAAAAAGAAGAAAGAAAAUUGUCUGUUGAUAAACCAGCUGAACCACCAAAGAUUCGUAGAUACGACCCAAUGGCAUAUAUUCCUAGUAGUUCUGAGGAAGAGUCUGAAGAAGAGGUGGAUGAUGGUUUAAGCAAGGAAGAGGAAUCAUUUAAUGACAUAGCUCCGAAGCCUGUGGACAAGUCUAAACCAGGAAUGAAAGUUCCUGAGAUUAAAGCUCCUGAGGGUCCCAAGAUUGAAGUGAUCCGAGAGAAAACACCAACACGAACAGAUAGCAGGAAAGGCUCCCUUGCGCCAGGAUCUGGGCCCCCAAGCCGCCGAGGCUCUCUUAUUCCACCAGAAGACCAACAACGAAGGCCAAGUCUCAUUAUCAGUGAUGAGAGGAAAGGUUCUCGUCCUGGGGUACUGGAAGAGAAACAGCGUAGAAGACCAAGUGGUGAUAUGAGACGUCCAAGUGUGGCGGAACUAGGUGAAAUGAUUGAUAAGCCAUCAACACCUCUGCGAGCUACAGGAAGUCCAGGACCUCCUGUUAUUGUUGACGUGCAGGAGAGCUACUCUGCUGUUGAAGAUCAAACGGGUUAUAUCACUAUUGGUGUUGAAGGAAAUCCAGCACCCACCUUCAAAUUCUACAAGGGAAUGACAGAACUCUUGUACAUAGAAGGAGGUCGGUUUAAAUUUGUAACUGAUGGAGAGACUAAUUCGAUAACUCUCUGUAUAAGGAAGGUGAAACCUAAUGAUGAAGGAAAGUACAAAGUUGUUGUUAGUAAUGAACAUGGAGAAGAUUCAGCAGAAAUGCAGUUGUAUGUGUCAGAUGCCAGUGGAAUGGACUUCCGCGCUAUGUUAAAGAAGCGUAAAUAUGCAAAGUGGGGGAAAGACAAAGAAGAACCUGACUGGGGAGAUCUAAAGGAAGUAGAAAAGGAAGUACCUAAACUAAAGAAAGUCGAAAAGAAACAAGAGUCCUUUUUGAAGCCAUUAGUGGAUCAGGUAGCGAAGGAAGGAAAAGAUAAGAAAGUAGUAUUUGAUGCUGUGUUUUCCAAACCAAAUGCAAAACCAAAGUGGAUGUUCCGGAAAGAUGAGCUGUUUCCUGGCUCAAAGUACAAAUUUGUUAAUGAAAAUGAUGUGUACAAACUUAUCAUUAACAUGCCCAAAGUUGAAGAUACUGGAAAAUAUACUGUAGAAAUUGGAGGUGUUUCAUGCACUGCAUUCUUAAAUGUUGAAGAGGCUGAGCCGGUAUACUCAUUUUUGAAACCUUUAAGCAAGAAAAUAGAAGGUUUCACAAAACAUGAAACAUCCAUGGAAUGUACUGUUAGCAGCAGCAUGGCUAUUAUACAUUGGUACAAAGGAAACACAAAACUUGAGGAGGGAGAUAAAUAUGAAAUGAGCAAGGACUUAGCUGGUAUCUGCCGGUUGACAAUCAAGAAUUGUGAACUUACUGACAGUGGUGAAUAUUCUUGCCGAAUUGCUAAGCAGGAUGAUAAAACCACGACAACAGUUAAAAUAAUUGAAUAUCCUUACAAGUUUGUAAAAGUGUUGAAGAGUCAACAGAUAACAGAAAAGGAAACUGUCACAUUACUUUGUGAACUUGAUGAUGCCGGAGGGGAAGUUACAUGGAUGAAAGGUGAUGAAGAAGUGAAACCAGAUAAAAGAAUACAUAUUGUGAAAGACGGAAGGAAGAGAAAGCUUAUAAUUAAGGACUCCAAAGUAACAGAUUGUGGAAUGUAUUCCUGUGUCAGUAAUGCUGACAAGACAGAGGCUGAACUAGUUAUCCAGUAUCAAAAUCGUUUCAACAAGAAACUUAAAGACACCACUGUGGUAGAACGAGAAAAACUUGUGCUGGACAUUGAACUUCAGGAUCAGACUGCUCCAGCUGAAUGGUUUUUCAAUGGAGAACCAAUCAAGGAAUCUGACAGAAUACAAAUUAAGAAUCUGGGAGGAGGCAAGCACCAACUCAUUUUCAAUCAAGUUCAGCUUGACGAUUCUGGAGAAAUACGGUGUGAAUCUGGAAAACUGUCAUCAACUGCAAAACUUACAGUCAAGAAAGGUGAAGAGAAACCAGUUAUAGAUUUCCCUGAUGAAGUUGAUGGCCCUUGUAAUAAACCUAUAAUAUUUGAGGUCCCAUACAAAGUGGAAGGAACAAGGCAGUCACAGAUAGAAGCAAAACUGUUAAAGGAUGGUAAACCUCUACCUCUGAAGGAUGUGGAUGUUGUUGUAGCUGAAGACAAAAUAAUAUAUAAAAUCAAGAAACCAGCUAGAAAUUUGUCUGGCCCAUACCAGAUAAAGAUUUCGAACUCACAGGGAGAAGCUGUGCAGAAUGUGAAGAUCAAUAUGCAAGAUGUUCCAUCACCGCCAAGGGAUGUAACUGUUACUGAAAUAUUCCAGAAUUCAUGUGUUGUUAAGUGGAAACCAUCUGCUGAUGAUGGCGGAGCCCCCCUUGUUCAUUACGUUGUUGAACGCCUGGAUAUGAGUGUCAAAGGUGGUUGGGACAGUGUUGCUGAAAUCACACCUGACAAGCCCACAGUUUUUAAGUGUGAGGACUUAGUUCACAAAAGAGAAUAUAAAUUCCGUAUACGAGCAGUAAACAAACUGGGCUCUUCUGAACCAGCACUUUUUGCUAAACCAGUAUUGGCAAAAGAUCCAUGGGAUGAGCCAAGCAAACCAAACAAUGUGGAGGUUGUGGACUGGGAUAAAGACCAUGCUGAUCUAAAGUGGACAAAACCUGAAAAUGAUGGUGGAGCUCCAAUCACUGGAUAUGUUAUUGAGUUUAAAGAAAAAUUUGGAAAAGACUGGCAAACUGGAAAAGUACUGGAUGGUGACAUAACUGCUGCUACCAUCGAUGGUCUGAAGGAAGGAACACAGUACGAGUUCCGCAUUAGAGCAGUUAACAAGGCAGGACCAGGAGAACCUAGUGAUGCAACAAAACCAAUUAUAGCAAAGGCAAGAUUUGUGAAACCAUUUAUUAUUGGUGAUGGAUUAACCAACAUUGUUGUAAGGAAAGGACAAGUUAUAAAAUACGAUAUAAAGUAUGGUGGUGAGCCAGAACCAGUGGCACGUUGGGAAGUUGAUACAAAGGAAAUUGUAGAAGACAAAGAAGAACGCAUUACCAUUGACAAAUAUGAAAGAAACACAGUGCUUACUAUAAGGAGAACAAGUAGAGCUGACAGUGGAAAAUAUAAAUUAAUAUUGAAAAAUGACACAGGCAUUUGUGAAUCUGUGGCUGAUGUUGUUGUCUUGGACAAACCCUCGAUGCCUAUGGGACCAAUGAAGGUUGAGGAAGUGAGAGCAAAUCAUGUGAAGGUUAAGUGGGAGAAACCAGAGGACAAUGGAGGAACUGAAGUUACUGGAUAUGUAUUAGAAAAGAUGGAUCUGGAUACGGGACGCUGGAUUCCAGCUGGAGAGGUGGGCCCAGAUAAAAACACUUUCACAUUUGAUGGCCUGACACCAAAGAAAAAAUAUAAGUUUAGAGUAAAAGCUGUUAACAAGGAAGGAGAAUCUGAACCACUGGAAACGGAGGGAACUAUACUGGCUAAGAAUCCAUAUGAUGAACCUGGGCGUCCUGGAAAACCUGAAAUAUUUGAUUAUGACAACAAGAGUGUCAGCUUAAAAUGGGCUAAACCAGAAAGUGAUGGUGGUCGCCCUAUAACUCAUUACACUAUUGAGAUGAAAGACAAAUUUUCUGUAGACUGGGUAGAAGUCUGUAAAACACAAGAUAGUACAUGUGAGGCAAAAGUUGAAGACCUGAAAGAAAGAAUGGUGUACCAGUUCCGUGUCCGUGCCCACAAUAAGGCUGGUGCAAGUGAGCCAAGCGAACCCACUGACACCCAUGUCUGCAAACACAAACACUUGAAACCAAGAAUCGAUCGCACAACAUUCAAGAGUGUUACAAUCAAGGCUGGCCGAACUCAUAAAUGGUCUGUGGACAUAUCUGGUGAACCACCACCAGCAGUUACAUGGCUUUGGAAAGAUUCUGUUAAGCUUGUACCCACAGAAAAAAUUAAAAUUGAUAAUGUCGAUUAUCAUACUGAUUUUACUAUUAUAAAUGCAGUUCGCCGAGACACAGGAAAAUACACUCUGAUUGCAGAAAAUGCUUCAGGGAAGGACCAGGAGACAGUGGAGUUGACAGUUCUUGGCAAACCAAGUGCUCCACAAGGACCACUUGAAGUGAAAGAUGUUACCAAAACGUCAGCCAAAGUUAAAUGGCAAAAACCAGAAGAUGAUGGUGGUUGCCCAAUAAAAGAGUAUGAAGUAGAAAAAAUGGAUCUGGCAACUGGAAAAUGGGUUAGAGUUGGUCGAGUUCCUGGAGACCGGGAGAACCCUGAAAUGGAGAUCACAGGAUUAGAACCAGGUGCUGAAUAUAAGUUCCGUGUGACUGCAGUUAAUGAUGAGGGUGAUUCUGAACCGCUUGUUACUGAAAAGGGAACUAUUGCAAAGAAUCCUUUUGAUGAGCCUACAGCACCUGGUACGCCUGAGAUAACAGAUUAUGAUAAUGAAAGUGUAGAUUUGAAGUGGACUAAGCCUGAAAGUGAUGGCGGUGCACCAAUUGAAAAAUACAUUAUUGAGAAGAAAGACAGGUUUAAGCCAGACUGGGAGAAAGCUAUUGAAGUUCCUGGAGACCAGUUAACAGCAAAAGUGCCUGACCUUAAGGAAAGGGCAGAGUAUCAGUUCCGAGUAGUUGCAGUAAAUAAAGCAGGGCCAUCACCAGCUUCAGAACCAACAAAGACACAUCUUGUCAAACAUCGAGCAUUGAAGCCACGUAUUGAUCGAACAAACCUGAAGCCAAUUGUUAUUAGAGCUGGGAAAAGUGUCAAAUAUGAUGUCAAUAUUCGUGGUGAGCCUCCUCCAGAUGUUAAAUGGUUUCUGCAGGAUACUGAGGUGAAAUCAGAGGGCAACUAUGAAAUAAUAAAUGUUGACUACAAUACCAAAUUUUCACUUAAUGAUGCAGUUAGGAAAAACUCUGGAGUGUACAAAAUUGUUGCAGAAAAUCAACACGGGAAAGAUGAGGCAGAAGUUGAGAUUACUGUACUUUCUGCACCAUCUAAACCAAAAGGACCCUUGAAAGUCUCUGAUGUUACAAAGAAUAGUUGCAAACUGAAAUGGGAGAAACCAGAGGAUGAUGGUGGAAAACCAAUUACUGGGUAUGUUGUUGAAAAACUUGACAAAGAGACUGGGAGGUGGGUGCCUGUGGGAAGAACAUUGGAGCCAGAGAUGGAUGUGAAGGGCCUGCAAGAAGGACACGAAUACCAGUUCCGAGCCCGUGCUGUGAAUGAAGAGGGUGAAAGUGAACCUCUUGAGACAGAACGUGCAACUUUAGCCAAAAACCCAUUUGAUAUCCCUUCAAAACCAGGAACUCCAGAAAUUGUUGACUGGGAUGUUGAUCGUGUUGACCUUAAGUGGAAAGCACCAAAGAGAGAUGGUGGUGCUCCUAUUACUGGAUAUGUCAUAGAGAAGAAAGAAAAAUUCAGCAGCUCAUGGGAUGAAAUUCUAACCACAACUUCACCUGCAACAGAAGCCCGAGUUCCAGGGUUGAAGGAGGGUAAUCAAUACCAGUUCCGUAUAAGAGCUGUCAAUAAAGCAGGUCCUUCAGAGCCUAGCGAUUCAACAAAACCACACAUUGCCAAGGCCAGGUUCUUGAAGCCACUAAUCAACCGUGAGAAAUUGCAGAAGGUUACUGUACGAGCCGGUCAGUUUGUGAAGUUUGAUGUUGAUGUUAAGGGCGAGCCACCUCCAGUUAUCACGUGGAGUUUUGCUAACAAAGUUCUGGAAAAUGGGCCAACUGUAAAAAUUGAAAAUGAAGAUUAUAACACAAAACUGACAUUGUCAGAUACAACAAGGAAAAACACUGGAACAUAUACCAUCAAAGCUGAAAAUGACUCUGGGAAAGAUGAAGCCACAGUCGACGUUAUUGUUCUUGACAAGCCAGGGAAGCCAGAGGGCCCAUUGGAAGUUAGUGAUGUCCACAAAGAAGGCUGCAAGCUGAAAUGGAGCAAGCCAAAGGAUGAUGGUGGUCUUCCACUAACAGGAUAUGUUCUUGAGAAAAUGGAUACAACUACAGGUCGCUGGGUUCCAGCUGGCUUUGUAGAUCCAGAGAAAACUGAGCAUGAGGUUACAGGAUUAGAACCCAACAAGAAAUAUCAAUUUAGGGUUAAGGCUGUGAAUGAGGAAGGUGAAUCUGAGCCUCUUGAGACUGAUACAGCCAUUCUUGCAAAGAAUCCAUAUGAUCCUCCAUCUGCACCUGGCUUACCGGAGAUUGUAGACUGGAAUGAAAACAUGGUGAAACUCAAAUGGGAGCGUCCAAUUCGAGAUGGUGGUGCUCCAAUCACUGGUUACGUAAUUGAAAUGAUGGACAAGUAUGGAGGUGCUUUUGUGAAGUGUGCUGAGAUACCUGGAAAUGUUUGUGAGGGGACAGUUCCAAAAUUAGAGGAAGGUAACCAGUAUCAAUUUAGAGUAAGGGCAGUUAAUAAAGCAGGCCCAGGAGAUCCCAGUGAGGAAACAAAUCCACACACUGCCAAAGCAAGAUUCUUGAAACCACGUAUUGAUCGCACCAAUUUACAGAAUAUCACUUUGAAAGUUGGGUUGACUGUGAGUCUUGAUAUAAAUAUUAUUGGUGAGCCACCACCAGAAGUCACUUGGUACUUCAAAGAUAAGGAACUAAAGACUGAAGAUCAAAUUCGAAUAGAUAACAUUGACUACAAUACAAAAUUCUUCAUAAUGAAAGCAAUGAGAGCCCACACAGGAAAAUAUAAAAUUGUAGCUAAAAAUUCUGUGGGUGAAGAUUCUGCUGAAAUUGACAUUACAGUAUUAGGAAAACCAACGAAACCAAAGGGUCCAUUAGAUGUAUCCGACGUCACAAAGAAUGGUUGCAAGUUGAAAUGGCAGAAACCAGAUGAUGAUGGCGGAAGUCCUAUAGAGUAUUAUGAAAUAGAGAAGCUGGAUCCAUUGACUGGGCAAUGGAUCCCUUGUGGGCGCUCAACGGAACCUGAGGCUAAUAUUACUGGAUUGCAGGAAGGAAAGCCGUACAAAUUCCGAGUGAAGGCUGUGAACAAGGAAGGUGAAUCAGAAGAACUGGAGACUGAGAAACCAAUCAUCGCCAAAAAUCCAUUUGAUGAACCAAGCAAGCCUGGACGACCUGAACCAAGAAAUUGGGAUAAGGACUUUGUUGAUUUGGAAUGGUCCAAACCAAAGAGUGAUGGUGGAGCUCCAAUAGAAAAAUAUAUUGUUCAAAUGCGUGACAAGGAAGGGCGAAACUGGGUUGACGCGUUAACAGUUCCUGGAGACAGGACUGCUGGACGUGUCACUGAUGUUGUUGAAGGACAUGAAUAUGAGUUCCGAGUUGUUGCAGUCAACAAAGCUGGUCCAAGUGAACCCAGUGAUGUCUCAAAAUCAGUUGUAGCAAAGCCCCGCUUCCUGGCACCAUAUAUUGAUCGUAAAAACUUGCAAAAGAAAGUGCUACGUAGUGGUCAGUUGCUACGAAUUGAAGCAGAUGUCAAGGGUGAACCACCUCCAAAGAUUACGUGGACUCUCAAGGAAACAGUACUGAAGUCCCAUGACAGAUUGAAAAUUGAAAAUGAAGAUUACAAAACAACAUUCAUCCUCCAGAAAGUAAAGAGAGCAGAUACUGGAGUUUACACUGUUACAGCAAAGAAUGAUUCUGGAGUGGAUUCUGUUGAUGUUGAAAUUUCUGUACUGAGUAAACCUAGUAAGCCAAAAGGUCCAUUAAAAGUAUCAGAUGUUACUGCAGAAGGCUGCAAGCUUAAGUGGGACAAACCAGAAGAUGAUGGAGGUGAACCAGUUGACCAUUAUGUUAUUGAACGUAUGGAUACUGAAACAGGACGCUGGGUACCAGUUGGUACAAGCAAGAUUCCUGAAGCUGAGGUUUCUGGGCUAAAUGAAGGAAAAGAAUACCAGUUCAGAGUCAAGGCUGUCAAUGCUGAAGGAGAAUCUGAACCGCUAGAAACUGAUGUACCAACAUUAGCCAAGAAUCCAUACAGUGAACCAGACAAACCAGGUAAACCAGAAGUACGUGAUUGGAAUAAACAUCAAGCUGAUCUUAAAUGGGCACCUCCAAAGUCUGAUGGAGGAGCUCCAAUCACAUCAUACAUUAUUGAAAAGAAGGAUCAAUACAGCUCUAAAUGGCAAAAAGCAGUUGAAGUUAUUGGGAACAAGUGUGAAGCAAAAGUGCCAGACUUGGUGGAAGGUAUGAAAUACGUGUUCAGAGUACGAGCAGUUAAUAAAGGUGGUCAGAGUAAACCCAGUGAGCCAAGUGACACCGUCCUAGCAAAGGACAGAUUUGCUCCUCCACGAAUUGACCGCAGCACAUUAAAGGAUACAGUUAUUAAAGCAGGUCAGAUGAUUCGCUUUGAUGUAAAAAUAAGUGGCGAACCACCACCAUCUAAAUCAUGGUUCCUCAACAAAGCACGGCUUGAAUCAAAAGAUGAUAUUUCUAUUGAAAGUGAAGAAUAUAGAACAAAAUUACUUAUUCAGACUGCCACAAGACAGCACUCUGGAACAUAUCUUAUCAAGGCUGAAAAUAACUCCGGGAAGGAUGAAGCUGCUGUGGAGAUUACUGUACUCGACAAACCAAGCAAGCCAGUGGGACCACUCAAGAUUUCAGAUGUUCACAAAGAAGGAUGCAAUCUGAAAUGGAAUGCUCCAGAAGAUGAUGGUGGAUCUCCAAUUGAGCAUUAUGUUGUUGAGAAAAUGGACACUGAAACAGGUCGUUGGGUUCCUGUGGGUAGAUCCAAAGAACCAAAUAUGGAAGUGGCAAAUCUGGUGCCUGGACAAGAAUAUAAAUUCCGUGUCAUGGCUGUGAAUGCAGAAGGCGAAUCAGAACCAUUAGAAGCUGACCAGGCUAUUGUUGCCAAGAAUCCAUAUGAUGAACCCGAUGCACCAGGAGCACCAGAACCCACUGACUGGGACAAAGAUCAUGUAGACCUGAGAUGGACCCCACCAACCUCAGAUGGUGGGUCUCCAAUCACAGGCUACAUUAUUGAGAAGAGAGAGAAAGGCUCACCACGCUGGACAAAGGCCGGGGAGGUCAAAGGUCCUGAAUGCAAGGGCACUGCUGAUAACUUAGAAGAAGGUGUUGAGUAUGAAUUCAGAGUGAAAGCAGUGAAUGCAGCAGGACCCAGUGCUCCUAGUCAGGCUAGUAAGCCUGUUGUUGCCAAGCCUAGAAAAUUGGCACCGAAAAUUGACAGACGUAAUUUACGCAACAUCACCGUCCGUCAAGGUGAGCCAAUACUGUUUGAUGUGAAGAUUAUUGGAGAACCUCCACCAGAUGUCACAUGGACACUGAAUGACAAGUCAAUUCAACAAACAAGUACUCGUAGAAUAGAAAAUGUGCCAUACAAUUCCAAGUUCUUUAAUGAUGAACCUGAUCGAAAGGACAGCGGCAUUUAUAAAAUAACAGCUGUCAAUAAAUAUGGCUCUGACACUGCUGAAGUUGAAGUGAAUGUUGUGUCCAAACCUGGUAAACCAGAAGGUCCUCUGGAAGUGUCAGAUGUCCACAAAGAUGGCUGUACUCUCAAAUGGAAGAAGCCAAAGGAUGAUGGAGGUGAACCAAUUGAGACAUAUGUUGUUGAGAAAUUUGAUACAGAUACUGGUGUGUGGCUGCCAGUUGGCCGAAGCAAGGAGCCACAGAUGGAAGUAACAGGUCUUAUUCCUGGACACGAUUAUCAGUUUAGAGUCAAGGCUGUCAAUAAAGAAGGUGAAUCUGAGCCUUUGGAGACACUGUCACCUACAACAGCUAAGGAUCCCUUCACUGCUCCUGGUACUCCUGGUGCCCCAGAACCUGUUGACUGGAGCCAAAACCAUGUAGACCUGGUAUGGAAAGAACCUGCUCACGAUGGAGGUUCACCAAUCACUGGUUAUAUUAUAGAAAAGAAAGAUAAAUACAGCAUGAUGUGGGAAAAAGCUUUAGAGACUGAAAGUCCAACACCACAAGCUGUGAUUCAUGGUCUAAUUGAAGGCAAUGAAUACCAGUUCCGUGUCAUUGCUGUAAAUAAAGCAGGUCCUGGUGAACCUGGAGAAGCAAGCAAAAACUUCGUUGCCAAGCCUAGAUUCUUGGCACCAAGGAUAGACAGGAGAAAUUUGCGUGAUGUGACAUUAUCUGCAGGAUCGACACUGAAGUUUGAUGUCAACAUUAUUGGAGAACCCCCACCAAAUGUGGAGUGGCGGUAUGGCAGCAUUCCGUUGAAGUCAUCCAAGACAGUGCAAGUUGAUAAUGUGGAUUAUAACAGCAAGCUUGUAAUCCGUCCUGUACACCGUGGUGAUUCUGGUGAAUAUACAAUAACAGCCACAAAUACAUCUGGAAAGGAUUCGGUGACUGUGAAUGUGACUGUCACUGACAAACCAACUGCUCCAGAAGGACCACUUCAGGUAUCUGAUGUCCACAAGGAAGGAUGUAAACUCAAAUGGAAGCGACCAAAGGAUGAUGGAGGUACUCCAAUCGAGUAUUACCAAGUUGAAAAGAUGGAUCCAGAGACAGGCUGUUGGGUACCUUGUGGAAGAUCCAAUGAACCAGCUAUGGAGGUUACUGGAUUAACACCUGGGAAAGAAUAUAAAUUCCGUGUAGCUGCUGUGAAUUCAGAAGGUGAAUCAGAACCAUUGGUAGCUACAGAGACCAUUGUGGCUAAAAAUCCAUUUGAUGAACCUGGAAAACCUGGUGAUCUAAAAGCUACAGACUGGGACAAAGACCAUGUUGAUCUGAAAUGGACACCACCAAAGGAUGACGGAGGCUCACCUAUCACUGGCUAUGUUGUAGAGAAGAAAGACAAGUAUGGACAGUGGGAGAAAGCUCUGGAGGUUCCAGCAGGACAGACAACUGCCACUGUGCCUGACCUAAUUGAGGGACAGCCGUAUGAGUUCAGGGUUCGCGCUGUAAAUGCUGCUGGGCCAGGUGAACCCAGUGAUGCCACACCAACAAUUAUUGCCAAGCCACGUAAUCUUGCUCCAAAAAUAGAUCGAACAAAUCUGAUAGAAGUAAGAAUCAAAGCAGGUCAAAACUUUGGAUUUGAUGUCAAAGUUAGUGGAGAACCUCCGCCAACAACAAAAUGGCUGUUACAAGGAAAAGAAGUGAGACCAUCAGACAGAAUUAAAGUUCAGCAUGCAGAAUAUAAUACAAAAAUUAAUGUGAGAAUGGCGACAAGAGCUGAGUCAGGAAAGUAUAAAAUUGUGGCAGAGAACAUUAAUGGGCGUGAUGAAGCAGAAGUAAACGUAAUUGUUUUAGACAAACCAAGCCCACCUGGUGGUCCACUGAAGGUAUCCGACAUUCAUGCAGAGGGUUGCAAGUUAGCCUGGAACCCACCAGCAGAUGAUGGCGGUCAGCCUGUUGAAAAAUAUGUUGUUGAAAAGAUGGACGAAGCUUCAGGAAGGUGGGUACCUGCAGGAGAAACAGAGGGUCCUCAGACAUCUCUAGAGGUUGAUGGGCUCACUCCAGGACACAAAUAUAAAUUCAGAGUCCGUGCUGUCAACAAGCAAGGAAAAUCAGAACCAUUAACAACAGCACAAGCAAUUGAGGCAAAGAAUCCAUUUGAUGAACCAAGUCAGCCAGGAACUCCAGAAAUUACGGAUUAUGAUAAAGAUUUUGUUGAGCUGAAAUGGUCAAAGCCAGAAAAAGAUGGAGGGUCACCCAUUACUGGCUACAUAAUUGAGAAGAAGGACAAAUAUAGUCCAAACUGGGAGAAAUGCGCUGAGGUGGAAGGUGAUGUUACAACAGGCAAGGUUCCAGAUCUUAUUGAGGGCAACCAAUAUGAAUUUAGAAUUCGUGCAGUUAACAAAGCAGGGCCUAGUGAACCUAGUGCACCAACAAAACCACAUACAGCACGACCAAAGAACUUGGCUCCACAUAUUGACAGAAAUGCUUUGCUGGAUAUUAAAGUACGGGCUGGACAGAACUUUGAAUUUGAUGUGCCAGUUAUUGGCGAACCACCACCAAACAAACAGUGGUCUCUCAAAGGGGAUGCAGUGAUUAACACUGAUAGAAUCAAAGUUGUCAAUGAAGAUUACAACACAAAACUUCGAGUGACUGAUGCAAAAAGGGCAGAUAGUGGCACAUACACAAUUACUGCAAAGAACAUCAAUGGUGUGGAUACUGCAACAGUUAAUGUUACAGUGCUUGAUGUUCCAACACCACCUGAAGGGCCCUUGAAACCAGACAAUGUAACAAAAUCAUCUUGCUCAUUGUUUUGGAGACCUCCAAAGGAUGAUGGUGGUUCUGAAAUAACACAUUAUGCAGUGGAAAAACUUGAUACUGAAAAUAUGCGUUGGGUGCCUGUAGGUGAAUGUAAUGGAACUUCAAUGAGGGUUGAUCAUCUGAUAGAAGGGCAUGACUAUAAUUUCCGGGUUCGUGCAGUUAAUAAGCAAGGAGAAUCUCAACCAUUGACUGGAACUCAGACUAUAACUGCAAAAGAUCCUUUCUCCAAGCCUGACAAACCUGGAACACCAGAACUAGUUGAUUGGGAUAAGGAUCAUGUUGACCUUGAAUGGACUGCACCUAAAAAGGAUGGUGGUUCACCUAUAACCUCCUACAUAAUUGAGAAGCGCACAAGAUUUGGGCCAUGGGAGAAAGCUGCAGAAGUUCCAGGUAACCAGACAAAGGGAACAGCACCAAACUUAACUGAAGGCGAAGAAUAUGAAUUCCGCGUCAUUGCUGUAAACAAAGGAGGUCCAGGUGAACCUAGUGAACCAUCUGCUUCUGUUGUUGCCAAGCCAAGAUUCCAGAGUCCUGUGUUUGACAAAACACUUCUACAGGAUCUCAUUGUACGUGCCGGUCAGAGAAUAAAUUACACAAUCCCAAUAGAAGCUUCACCAAAGCCUACAGCUACAUGGACUGUCAAUGGCAAGAAAGUGGAACCUGGUGUCCGAGCUGAUAUCCAUACAACUACUAAGAGUACUGUGUUUGAAAUAUUGUUCUCUGUGCGAGCUGAUACUGGUCGUUACACUCUCACUUUGGAAAACAAAUAUGGACAGGCAUCAGCAUCAGCUAAUGUCACAGUACUUGAUCGCCCAUCGCCACCUGAAGGUCCCCUCAUUGUGAGUGAUGUGACAAAAGAAAGUGCACGUCUAUCAUGGAAAGUUCCACUGGAUGAUGGUGGCAGCCCUAUUCUGCAUUAUGUUAUUGAAAAAAUGGAUGUGUCUAGAGGAACGUGGUCAGAUGCAGGGAUGUCUACAUCACUGACUCAUGAAGUAACUCGUCUCGUUCAUCGUAAGGAAUAUCUCUUCCGAGUGAAAGCAGUAAACAGCAUUGGAGAGUCAGAUGCUCUUGAGACAGUGAAGGGUGUAAUUGCCAAGAAUCAGUUUGAUGAACCUGAUGCACCUGGUAAGCCUCUAGUCAUGGACUGGGACAAGGACCAUGUUGAUUUGGAAUGGACAGCUCCAAAAUCUGAUGGUGGGGCACCCAUCACAGGCUACAUUAUUCAGAAAAAAGAAAAAGGAAGUCCAUAUUGGGUGAAUGCUGUGCAUGUUCCAGCAAAUAAAACUAGUGCAACUGUGCCAGACUUGACAGAAGGUCAGGAAUAUGAAUUCCGUGUUGUAGCAACAAAUUCUGCUGGUCAGAGUGAACCCAGUGAGCCUUCAGACACUGUAACUGCAAAAGCUAGAUACUUGGCACCAAAGAUUAAAACUCCACUAAAUGACAUACGCAUUAAGGCAGGACAGAUAUUCCAUGUUGAUAUAGACUUUAUUGGUGAACCUCAGCCUGAAGUAACAUGGACUGUUGAUGGGAAACCAUUGAAGACAGAUGAAAGAACAACUAUCACAUCAAUUGGCUACCACACAAUUGUACACACUGUCAGUACAAAGCGAUCAGACAGUGGAUUAUACCACCUGCAGUUGCGAAACAACUCUGGACUUGAUGAAGGAUCAUUCCAAGUUAUAGUGUUAGAUCGCCCAUCUCCUCCAGAAGCACCAUUAGAAUAUGAAGAAAUUACAAGUUCCAGUGUUACUCUUUCUUGGAAACCACCAAAAGAUAAUGGAGGCAGUGAAAUAACGGGCUAUGUCAUUGAAAAGAGAGACCUUACACAUGGUGGUGGAUGGGUUCCAGCUGUAAAUUAUGUGAAUCCCAAAUAUAAUCAUGCCACAGUUCCACGCCUUCUUGAAGGGACAAAGUAUGAAUUCAGAGUUUCAGCUGAGAAUCUUCAAGGCCGCUCUGAGCCCCUGAACACUACAAAGCCUGUAGUUGCAAAGAACCAAUUUGAUGUUCCUGGACGACCAGGUAAACCAGAGGGUGUAGACAGUGACAAAGAUCAUAUCAAAAUCAAAUGGACACCUCCAAUUAGCAACGGUGGUUCACCAAUUAUUGGUUAUGAUGUAGAGCGGCGAGACCGUAAGACAGGAAGGUGGAUAAAAGUUAACAGGGAACCUGUUAGGCAAACUGAGUAUUAUGAUGACAGUGUACAAGAAGGGCACCAGUAUGAGUAUCGUGUAUCAGCUGUAAAUGCAGCUGGUCCAGGGAAGCCCAGUGAUACAUCACAGGUUCUGAACGCUAAGUCAAUGAGAGAAAAGCCAAAACUUUAUCUAGAUGGCCUAAUUGGUAGGAAGCUAAAGGUUCGCGCAGGCGAACCAAUAAACAUACAGAUCCCACUGUCUGGUGCUCCACUACCAACAGUAGAAUGGACCAAAAAUUCUAUAAAACUUCCAGAAUCUAAUAGAAUAACAGCUGAAACAGCAAGUGACAAUACUCAUUUACGCAUUGAUUCUUCAACUCGUAAUGAUUCUGGAAAAUAUACUGUCACAGCAAAGAAUGAUUUUGGAAAGGACUCAGCUGAUAUAGAGGUAAUCGUGGUUGAUAAACCAGGUUGUCCUAAAGGACCUCUUCAGUAUACGUCUGUAUCCCAGGACAGUGUUUCUCUUGCCUGGAAUCCACCUGCAGAUGAUGGUGGAGGUGAUAUUACAGGCUAUGUAGUUGAAGUAGCUGAGUUUGGUACUGACAGCUGGCGGCAGGUUCCAGGGUUCUGUCCAAAACCAGCAUUUACAGUAAAGUCUCUGACUGAAGGCAAACGAUAUGUAUUCCGUGUACGUGCAGAGAAUAUUUAUGGCCUUUCUGAACCAUUGGAUGGCAAGCCAGUGGUUGCCAAGAGCCCAUUUGAUCCACCAGAUGCACCUGGUCAGCCAGAAAUUACAUCCUACAGCCCCAACAGUUGCAAUCUCAGCUGGACACCACCUCAGAAUACAGGAGGAAAACCAGUAACAGGUUACUAUGUUGAGAAACGUGAACGUGGUGGUGAAUGGAUAAAAGUAAACAAUUAUCCAACACCAAACACCAGUUACACUGUUCAGGAUCUUCGAGAAGGAAAUAGGUAUGAAUUUAGAGUUGUUGCACUGAAUGAAGCUGGUCCUGGCAAACCAAGCAAGCCAACAGAACCACUUACAGCUCAAGCACAAAGAUUGAAACCAGAUGCCCCUGAACCUCCCAAACCAGAUCGUGUAACUAAAGAUAGUGUAACUCUAUCCUGGAGACCGCCACGUAGUGAUGGAGGUGCUAAGAUUAAGGGCUACAUUGUACAAAAGAAGGCAAAAGGAGAUAAGGACUGGUCAGAUGCUAGUGGAGCACCUAUUCCUGUUACAGUCUUUAAGGUACCAAAUCUUAAAGAAGGGGAUGAGUAUCAGUUCCGUGUAAUCGCUGUCAAUGAUGUAGGGCCAUCAGAACCUAGCAGACCUAGUCAGAAUGUACUUAUUGAGGAGCAGCCUAAUAAACCAUGCAUGGAUUUGGGAGCAUUACGUGAUAUUACGGUGCGUGCUGGUGAAGAUUUCUCCAUCCAUGUGCCAUAUGUUGCCUUCCCUAAGCCAACUGCAUCUUGGUUUGCAAAUGAUAAUUUACUGGAUGAGGCUGAUACUAGAGUAUUCCACCAGCUGGCUGAUGACUUUGCAAGCAUUGUUGUCAAGAAUUCUAAGAGAUCAGAUACUGGCCAGUAUAGGCUUCAGCUACGGAACCCAUCUGGAUAUGAUACAGCUACAGUCAAUGUCCGUGUGCUAGAUCGACCUGGUCCUCCAGAAAAUCUCCGUGCUGAUGAAUUCGCAGGAGAUGCACUUACUUUAUACUGGAACCCACCAAAGGAUAAUGGUGGUGGUGACAUUACCAAUUAUAUUGUAGAGAAGAAAGAACCGAGGUCACCAACAUGGUCAAAAGUGAGCAGUUAUGUGACUACACCAUUCUGUAGAUUACGAAACUUGGUUAUUGGACAUGAGUAUGAAUUCCGUGUAAUGGCUGAAAACCAAUAUGGUGUUUCGGAUCCUGCUGUAACGAAAGACCCAGUCAGAGCACGACAUCCAUUUGAUCCUCCUGGAGCACCUGGUGCACCACGUGGAGUUGAAACAUCAGAAGAUUCUAUUACAAUUGCAUGGACAAAACCACGGCAUGAUGGAGGAUCACCUAUAACUGGCUAUAUCGUAGAAAAGAAGUUAAUAAAUGAAGACAAGUGGACCAAAGCCAAUCAUGUGCUGAUUCAGGAUCUAAGUUACAAAGUGGGCAGUCUGAUUGAAAAUCAUGAAUAUGAGUUCCGAGUGGCAGCAGUAAAUGCUGCUGGACAAGGUCCAUGGAGUUCAGCCUCUGAUGCUAUUUGUUGCAGGCCACCUCCAAGCUCACCUAAGAUCACAAGCGAUCUUAGCAUCAGAGACAUGACAGUCAUUGCAGGAGAAGAGUUCACUAUAACAGUUCCUUUCACGGGUAAUCCGGUACCAAAACCCACAUGGACCAUUAAUGGAGAAGAAGUCAUUCCAGGAGAUAGAAUCAAAUUUGAAACUACCUCCAACCAGACAGUAUUCCACAAUAGAUGUGCAAGAAGGAGUGAUAUGGGCAUUUACACUAUACAGUUAGUGAAUACUGAAGGCUCAGAUACUGCUUCUUGCAAGGUUUUGGUUGUAGAUAAACCACUGCCACCUCAGGGACCACUAGAUGUGUCUGACAUCACUCCUGAGACUUGUUCCUUGAGCUGGAAGCCCCCAUUAGAUGAUGGUGGCUCUCCUAUCACAAACUAUGUAGUGGAGAAACUUGACCCUGCUUCUGGAUUGUGGACCAAAGUAAGCAGUUUUGUUAGAAGCUGUCACUAUGAUGUCAUUGGGUUGGAACCAAACAGAAAAUACAGCUUCAGAGUUCGUGCAGAAAACCAAUAUGGUGUCAGUGAGCCACUGGAAACAGAUCAGCCAAUCACAGCAAAGUUUGCAUUUACGGUACCAGACCCACCAGGACAGCCACGUGUAACUGACUGGGAGAGUGGAAAUAUAACUCUGAUCUGGGACAGGCCAUUAAGUGAUGGAGGUUCCAGAAUUCAAGGCUACAAAGUUGAGUACAGAGAUGUGGCUGAAGAUCCUCAGUGGCGAGUUGCCAAUGACUAUCUAGUCAAAGACACAACAUACACUGUCCAUAGUUUGCUGCAAGGCAGAGAGUAUGAAUUCCGAGUCAGGGCAAAGAAUGCUGCAGGAUUUAGCAAACCUUCACCACCAUCAUCACGCUUCCAGCUGAAGGGCAAAUUCAAUGUUCCUUCUCCACCAGGAACACCAAAAGUAGUGAAAGUAGGAAAGAGCUAUGUCGAUCUGACCUGGGAACCACCCAUAUCUGAUGGUGGUAGCAGAAUAACAGGCUACAUUAUUGAGCGCCGUGAAGUUGGUGGACCUCCAUGGGCUCGCUGCAAUGAAUACAAUGUUACAGACUGUAGUUACACUGUUCUAAACUUAGUAGAACGGGCAGACUAUGAGUUUAGAAUAUUUGCAGUCAAUGCUGCAGGUCGCAGCGAACCUAGUUCCUGUACAACACCAGUCAAAAUAUGUGAAGUUGAGGGAGGGGAAAAACCGGAGUUUGUACGACAUUUACUUCCAACUACUGUACCACUUAAUAGUUCUGUUGUACUUGAAUGUGAAGCAACUGGCAAGCCACCUCCAUCUGCAAGGUGGCUUCGUAAUGGGCGAGAGAUUAUGCCUGGUGGAAGAUUUCGAAUGGAGUCCAAAGGUGGUGUAUUUAGACUCAUUAUCUCAGAAGUUUGGGAAGUUGAUGAUGGUGACUACACCUGUGAAGCAAAUAAUACUAUUGGCUUCGUUACAACAACUGCCAGAUUAAAGAUUGGAGCACCACCAAGAAUUGAUAGGAUGCCAGGUGACUUGUAUUUGCCAGAGGGUGAUAAUACAAAGAUCAAAAUCUAUUACUCUGGUGAUCAGCCUAUGGAAGUAACUCUGACCAAAGAUGGCAGAAAGAUUGAUGAAACAACUCACAUAAAGUACACUGUAUUCGAUGAAUACCUCAUAAUAUUUAUCAAAGAAAUAGUGAAGUCAGAUGCUGGAACUUACACACUAAAUGUGAAAAAUGAUAGUGGAAGUGUGUCUGCUUCAUUUACUGUUUAUAUAACAGGGUUGCCAGGUCCACCAAUUGGUCCUCUGGAUGUGUCUGAUAUAACUAAGCAUACUUGCACACUCAGUUGGAAGCCUCCAACAUAUGAUGGUGGUCUUCGCAUCACCCAUUAUGUGGUGGAGAGGCGAGACAUAUCAUUGUCCCACUGGAUCAUUGUAUCUAGCUUCUGCAAAGAUACAGUUUUCACUGUCCAAGGACUUACUGAAGGUCAGGAGUAUCUGUUUAGAGUUAUGGCAGCCAAUGAUAACGGCAUGGGCCCACCUCUUGAAGGCACUAAUCCAGUCAAAGCAAAGGCUCCAUUUGAUCCACCUUCUGCACCUGGCGUACCAGUUGUAAAGGAGGUUGGUGGAGACUUUGUCAAUUUGUCAUGGGAGAAACCAGAAUCAGAUGGUGGUUCUCGAAUCCAGGGUUACUGGAUAGAUAAACGUGAGGUUGGCAGUGAAGCAUGGCAAAGAGUAAGUGCUACUCUUUGUGUGGCAACCACAAUUAACAUUUCCAAUCUUAUUGAAGGCCGUCAGUAUGAGUUCAGAGUAUUUGCACAAAAUGUUGCGGGCAUAAGUCCACCCUCUACAGCAUCUACAUCUGUGAAAAUAAAAGAUCCACAUGCUGCUCAGCCACCAGAAAUUGUGAAGCCGUUGAGGAAUGUGAGUGCAGUACAGAAUCGAAAUGCAGAAUUCAAAUGCACCAUCACUGGGUCACCAAGACCAGUUAUUACAUGGUAUAAGGGUGCAAGAGAGCUUUCACAAAGUAUGAAAUAUCAUAUGCUAACUGAAGGUGACAGCUAUUCACUGAUAAUUAAUGACAUUUUUGGGGAGGAUGCUGAUGAAUAUGUAUGUAGAGCUGUGAACAAAGGAGGAGUGAAGUCUACCCGUGCAGAACUCUUCAUUAUGACACCACCAAAGCUUAAUGUUCCACCUCGAUUCAGAGAUUCAGCAUUCUUUGACAAAGGAGAAAAUGUGGUCAUUAAAAUACCUUUCACUGGUCACCCUAAACCAAGAAUAACAUGGACCAAGGAUGGAGAAACUAUUGAGUCUGGUGGACAUUUUGCCCUAGAAGUUAAGGAAAGGCAUGCUGUGCUAACUAUUCGUGAUGGUAGCAAACUCGACAGUGGCCCAUAUCGCAUUGUUGCAGAAAAUGACUUGGGAAUGGAUUCAGCAAUAAUCAAAAUUCAGAUUAGUGAUCGACCAGAUCCACCUAGGUUCGUCAAUGCAGAGAACAUUGGACAUGACUCCCUUGCUCUCUCAUGGCAACCUCCAUCAUGGGAUGGUGGCAGCGGUAUUACGAACUACUUGGUAGAGAAGCGUGAACAUCCCAUGUCCAGCUGGAUACGUGUUGGAAACACCAGGUUCACUACGAUGGCAGUUACGGGUCUUAGCCCUGGUCAUGAGUAUGAGUUCAGAGUGUAUGCUGAAAAUAUUUAUGGAAGAAGUGAUCCAAGCUCAACAUCAACCCUCAUAAAAAUGAAAGACACUGGAAAGAAGAUUGUUAGGAAGAAAAAAUAUGAAGUUGAUGCCACUGGUAAGAAGAUCAGAGGACAAGCUGAUGGAAAAGUGUCCGACUAUGACCAGUAUGUCUUCGAUAUCUACUCUAAAUAUGUGCCACAACCAGUGGAAAUUAAAACAACUAGUGUCUAUGAUUAUUAUGACAUUUUGGAAGAAAUUGGCACAGGAGCAUUUGGUGUUGUGCAUCGCUGCCGUGAAAGGAAGACUGGCAACAUAUUUGCAGCAAAAUUCAUUCCAGUGUCCCAUGCUAUGGAGAAGGAACUGAUUAAAAAGGAAAUUGAUAUUAUGAAUCAGCUGCAUCAUCCUAAACUCAUCAAUUUACAUGAUGCAUUUGAAGAUGAUGAUGAAAUGGUGUUAAUAUUUGAGUUUUUGUCUGGUGGAGAGCUGUUUGAACGAAUCACUGCUGAGGGUUACUCAAUGUCUGAAGCUGAGGUCAUCAACUACAUGCGGCAGAUAUGUGAAGGUGUCAAACAUAUGCAUGAGAAGAAUAUAAUUCAUCUAGAUAUAAAGCCAGAAAAUAUUAUGUGCCAGACAAGGAACAGCACAAAUGUUAAACUCAUAGACUUUGGAUUGGCAACAAAGCUGGAUCCUAAUGAAGUAGUCAAAAUAUCAACAGGAACAGCAGAAUUUGCAGCACCAGAAAUUGUAGAAAGAGAACCAGUAGGAUUUUACACUGACAUGUGGGCAGUUGGUGUACUCGCAUAUGUUCUCCUAAGUGGACUAUCACCUUUUGCUGGAGAUAAUGACAUUGAAACACUGAAAAAUGUUAAAGCUUGUGACUGGGAUUUCGAUGAAGAGGCAUUUGCAAAUGUAUCUGAUGAAGGCAAAGAUUUCAUUCGAAGGCUUUUAGUGAAAAAUAAAGAGAAAAGGAUGACUGCUCACGAAUGUCUUCUUCAUGCCUGGCUUACUGGUGAUCACAGCAAACGCACUAAUGUCAUCAGUUCCUCAAGGUACACGAAUAUACGUGACAAAAUUAGAGCAAAAUACACAGAUUGGGAUGCAUUCAUCCUACCUAUUGGUAGGCUUGCAGAGUAUAGUUCUCUACGCAAACUGUUGGUGGACAAGUAUCGCAUUCAUGACACUUCAUUUGACCGCAGACAAGCUGCCCCAAGGUUCGUAAUCAAACCACAAAGUGCUUUUGCCUAUGAGGGACAAAGUGCUAAGUUCUAUUGCAGAGUAAUUGCAAUAGCCACACCAACAUUGACGUGGUACCAUAACAAUGCUGAACUGAAACAAAGUGUAAAAUUCAUGAAGCGUUAUGGAGGUGAUGAUUACACAUUCAUUAUCAACAGAGUUAAACUGGAAGACAGAGGAGAGUACAUAAUUAGGGCAGAGAACCACUACGGCUAUCGUGAAGAAGUCGUAUUCCUCAAUGUCCAACCCAUUCCAAAAGAGAUUCCACAGUACAGACCUGAAGUCCAGCCUGUAAGACGCCGUGAGCCAUUGUCCUAUGCUCUGUGGCAAGAUGAAAGAGAGAGUGCACCAAGUUUUACAUUCCAUUUGCGACCCAGGGUCAUGCAGAUACGACAGACUUGCAAACUGCUGUGCUGUCUCAGCGGAAAACCAGUACCAACGGUAAAAUGGUACAAAGACAAGAGAGAACUAUCCAAAUAUGACUACACUAUGACACAUGCAGAUGGUGUAGUAACAAUGGAAAUUGUGGACUGUAAACCAGAAGAUUCUGGGAAAUACAGAUGUGUUGCCACAAAUAUUCAUGGGACUGAUGAAACAAGUUGUGUUGUUAUUGUAGAAGGCUAUGGAUCUACUGCAGAGCAAACCGAGUUAGCUAACAAACUGAUGUAUUCUGGAGAUCGGCGAUAUAUUGAACAACCGAGCCGACCUACAGCAAGCCCGUCUGUAUCUGUCCGGAGAUCCAGCUACAGAGCCUCAGACACUUACAGCAGUUCUGAUUACCGUAGUAGUUCCAGCUCAUCAGUGAAACAGAGUUCAACUAGUCAUUCAAAUUACAAGUCUGCAGCAACAAUAGCUAUGAGUGCAAGUUCAUCAGAGAACAAGACAACGCAGUCUUCUGACAAGCGUGUCAUGAAGAAGUACGGCAGUAAGCUCGAUGCGACAGGCAGCCCAUCGAGGUCCAGAAGUGCCACCAAGGAGCUAAUAUUGCCACCUGAUGAUUCCUUAAUGUGUGCUCCUGCAUUUACUAAGAAAUUGGAAGAUCUCACCAUAAAUGAUGGUGAUCAUUUGCAGUUGAGCUGCACUGUCACAGGAGAUCCAGACCCCCAGAUCACCUGGAGUAAGAAUGGAGAGACUUUGACUUCUUCUGACAUUAUUGACCUAAAGUACAAAGGAGGCAUUGCUAGUCUCACAAUAAAUGAAGUUUUCCCAGAAGAUGAAGGAGAAUACUGCUGUGAGGCUACAAAUUCCAUAGGGACUGCAAAGACAAAGUGUAAACUCAAAGUUAAACCAAUGGAGUCAGCUGCUGGAGCCAAGAGCAAAGGUGGUGACUCUGCUCCAAAGAUUGUGAGUCACUUAGAAUCUGCAUAUGUCAAAGAUGGAGAGCCAGUUACAUUGUCCUGCAGGAUUAUUGGUGCGAAAAAGUUUGAUGUAAUUUGGCUCCACAAUAAUAAAGAAAUUAAGCCAAGUAAAGAUUUUGAAUACACAAAUGAAGCAAAUAUAUACAAACUUAAUAUUGCUGAAAUAUUCCCAGAAGAUUCCGGCACUUACACAUGUGAGGCAUUCAAUGAUGCUGGUGAAUCAUUCAGCAGUUGUACACUUGUUGUACUAGUUCCUAAUGAGGAGCCAAAGAGUCCAGUUUUCAAAACAUUCCCACAGUCUGCCACAGUGCAAGAAGGUGAAAGUGUGAGGUUUGAGUGUGAGACAGAGAAAGUUCCAGUCAAAGUGACAUGGUUGAAGGAUGGAAAACCUGUUGAUGAACAAAGUUCAAAUUACCAGUUCAUUAUGGAUGGCAAAAAGAAGUUCAAGUUUGAGAUAGUAAAAUGUACAUCUCUGGAUGUUGGACAGUACACAGCAAAAGCUGUAGGAAAGAAAGGAGAAACUACAGCUGCAUUUGCUCUCAAUGUGUGUCCUCCUGGUGAACUCUGAAGACCAUACCAGUAGUUGUAAGCGAAGUACAUUGUUGUUGAGUCUCUGUUUAAUGCCAUUGUGUUCCUGAGGGAGCUUGGAAAUGACCAACUUGGAUGAGCUGAGUGACAGCCUGUCAUGAAAAGUGCAAAAAUAAAUAUAUACAUAUAAGUUAUCAUAUAUUUAUUUAAGAUAAAACAUUGUUCCUUUAUCCAUAUAUUCAUACAUUGUGCCAUAUUAAUUGUAAAAAUUAUUUGCCAGCAUCCUCAAAGUGACACACAAAUUAAAUUAUUGACUGAACAUCAUGCAUCAUGAAACAGUUUUCUACCUAUCACCAACAUAAAAUCAUCAACAUUAUUUAAAUAUAGCAUAGUCAUCAUAUCACAUCCAUUAAUUUGUUAAUGUAAUUUCUCUGUCAUUUUAGUCUGAAUUGAAAACUGUUGUCAUCAUGUAUGAUGGAAUCUAGUCAACUGAAGUUUGGUCCCUAAAUGUUAUGCAAUCAGAAAUGGAUACACACAGGUAUGUCUGUGUGGAUGACAACACGUGUGUGCAGCACGUGCAUUUCGGAGUAUGAUUGUGAGUGUGAAAGGGAGUGAGGUUGGUUCUGGAUGUGUGUGCAUGCAUGCAUGUGUGUACAUAUAUAUAUGUAUAUGUGAAAGUAUUUUUUUACUGAUUGCUUUAAGAAAUAAAUAUUUUUAUUAAGACCUGAAUUUUAGUAAGUAUGUAUUAUUAAAUUAUUUUGUACAAUUCAUUUGUAUGUAAAUGGAUGAAGGGCAUUUAAACUAGUGAUGUUUGUACUUCGAUUUACUUUCCAAUUGCUUAAAACUAUGAAAAAUGUAGCUUUGUUCGUAUGGAACUGGGUGUUAUUCUUCUGUCUUUAGAGUUCCUUUUUCUCUAAACAUUGUAAAAAAACUAAACUAUUUUAUGUAAAAGACAAGAGUUUAACACGCAGACCUCUGUAUCUUGUAAUGUUUGUGUACUUAUUCUCAACAGAACUCACAACUCUGUAUAGUUCAAUGGUAUGGUGUAUGAAUAAACGGUAAUGUGAACAGACAA
Schistocerca piceifrons (Central American locust) is the source of this 24680-nucleotide messenger RNA. RefSeq names its product twitchin (gene bent). Lineage: Eukaryota; Metazoa; Arthropoda; Insecta; Orthoptera; Acrididae. Gene Ontology annotation, molecular function: protein binding; protein kinase activity; ATP binding. Bases 174 to 23645 code for a protein of 7823 amino acids. Gene Ontology annotation, biological process: protein phosphorylation. The transcript is spliced from 132 exons. The record is from RefSeq and is a predicted model, not a curated record.